Molecule: messenger RNA, 833 nt
Organism: Theobroma umbraticum
Lineage: Eukaryota; Viridiplantae; Streptophyta; Magnoliopsida; Malvales; Malvaceae
Gene: ATG12A
Product: Ubiquitin-like superfamily protein
Biological process (GO): autophagosome assembly; glycophagy; autophagy of mitochondrion
Cellular component (GO): Atg12-Atg5-Atg16 complex; cytoplasm; phagophore assembly site membrane
Molecular function (GO): Atg8-family ligase activity
Source: RefSeq, a predicted model, not a curated record
CCAAGUUUCACCAUGGCCCAUAGAAGAUUGGAAACUUGAAAUCUACCGUGGAAGUAGCAAUUUUUUUUCAUCCUCGCACCGAAAUUCAUCUGACUCGUGUCCUAGCUCAGGCAACAAUGGCAGCCGAAUCACCUACUUCUGUUCGGAAAGUUGUUGUUCAUUUGAGAGCAACUGGGGAUGCCCCAAUACUAAAGCAAGCCAAAUUCAAGAUACCAGGAACUGACAAAUUUGCUAAAGUAAUUGAUUUUUUACGCCGGCAACUGCACCGGGAUACACUGUUUGUAUAUGUCAACAGUGCCUUCUCACCAAACCCAGAUGAAUUAGUGAUUGACCUGUAUAAUAAUUUUGGUUUUGAUGGUAAACUGGUGGUUAAUUAUGCCUGUUCCAUGGCAUGGGGCUAACUCUCUGUGAUGGAUUUGCUGAGAUAAAACUGUUCAUUCUGUAAUAUCACCUGUUCAUUUGUUUCCUUCAACAGCUUUUAAAAAAAAAAAAAAGAAUUGUUUCCUUCAAUUCUCCAUUUUGCAGUCCUCAUAGAACCCUCCUCUUUAAUUUUGCUUGUUUCCUCUUUUUCUUUAUCUCUGAAAUAAUGGUGUUUCUGUAGCAGAUACUAACUUCUUACUUCCACACAAACAAGGGAAUAUUAUUGGUGGUAUUCUGAACAUUCUGAUCAAGGAGACAUUGAUUGAAGCAGCAGUUAAUGUGCAUCAGUCACUUUGUUUUUUCUUCUUUUCUUUAUUUUUUAUUUCAUUAACAUAGCUAUACGGUUUGGCGUUAUGCAUCCUGUAUAUUCCACCUUGUUUAUAAUUCAAAUCGAGAAAACUUCUCUUGGUUCA